Exaiptasia diaphana is the source of this 1789-nucleotide messenger RNA. RefSeq lists its product as uncharacterized. The transcript has a single exon. The record is from RefSeq and is a predicted model, not a curated record. NCBI's taxonomy places the organism in Eukaryota, Metazoa, Cnidaria, Anthozoa, Actiniaria, Aiptasiidae.
AUGUCAUUGCUCUAUGCUGUAAAGAAGGACUAUGUAUCACCAGCAUGCACAAGCAUUCCCCAAGGUUGGAAUAGGGGGACAAAGAAAGAGGUCCGUCCGAGCCAGAUAAGGGAUCUCAACUUUGUUAAACAUAAGAAAACCAGAAAGGAAAAUGAUAGAGAUCCAGCAUUGUCACAAGAAUUAAGGAAAUACUUUGAUCCCAGGAAGCCUAAUGACAGAGUGCUCACUGAUGAGAGAGUGUCUGGUCUUCUGUGUGCCAUUAAAGAAUGUGAGCCAUCAUGCUGUGUACUAAAUUCUAUAGAACACGCCAGAGAUGGUCCCCCUCAGCCUUUGAAAGAGAAAGCUGCAGAUUUUAUAUCACAUAAUGAUAUAAAAAAUAAAACCUGCGAAGAAGUAACACCUCCAUUUUUAGAGUAUUGCCAGAUGUCCAGUGAUCAAGUAAGAAGAAUAGAAGUUACCACUCGAGGACAAAGCAGUAAUAAAGAAUGGUUUAAGCACAGAGAAGGACGUAUUACAGCAUCUAACUUUCACCAGCACCACGCUAAAAUGGAGAACAUUCUUCAUUCAAAAAGAAAGAAGAAAAGCACAUAUACCUCUCUUGUGUUCAAUAUUUUGAAUAAGAGUGAUGACAUUUCUCAUUUACCACAAAUCAAAUGGGGAAAUGACCAUGAAAAAGAUGCUAUAAAAGCAUUUAUGUCUUAUGUGGCAUCACAGCAUGCAAAUGGACUUAAUGGAUUCAGACAAUGUGGCUUGUUUAUAAAGUCUGAUUAUCCAUUUCUUGCUGCAUCUCCAGAUGGUAUGUUUUUAUGUGAUUGUUGUAGCUGUACUUGUACUUGUACUUGUUGUCCAGCUGUACUUGAGGUGAAAUGCCCAUACAAAGUAAAAGAUGAAGACAUCAACUUAGAAGCCACUUACAAACGUGUGGACUUUCUAGAAGAUGUAGAGGGGAAGCCAAGCCUCAAGCGUUCGCACAAAUACUACACGCAAAUGCAAGCCCAGAUGUGGGUAACAGGCACUGACCAUUGAUAUUUUAUUGUAUGGACUAAAGGACACAAACCAAUGUAUGAAAGAGUGGACCUUGAUAGGAAUUUCUGUAACAUUGUUGUGAACAAUAUUACUCUGUUCUACAAGACAUAUGUUUUGCCAUGCAUGUUGGGGUAUAGAGACAUAUACCAAUGCCCAAAGUGUGAUGAUAUUAUUCUAGAAGAGCCAGAGAUCAGCACUCCAGAAACCGAAAACAGCAUUUGCUGUGACAAAUGCAAUACUUMGUGGCACCUGCCAUGCACUGGUCUGUCAGAGGAUGUUGCAGAUUCUCUGGAGGAAACCCUAGGCUUAGACAACGCCUACGAUAUUGAAUACCAAAGAGUGCACAGACAAAGUAAAGGAAAGCMCGGAAAACCAAGAACAAUCAUAGCUAGAUUUCUCCGAUACACUGAUGUGGAAAGGAUAUUAAGACGCGCAAGAAACCUUAAAGGGACAAAAUACAUAAUCUUCCAAGAUUUCCCUAAAGUCAUCGAAGACGCGAGAAAGAAGCAGAUUGGCGCACUUAAAGAAGCUAAGAAGCAGGGUAAGAAAGCAGUUUUUAGCAGAUCUGAACCCGACAAACUAUAUAUUGACGGGCAAUUAUAUCAUCACGAUUUGGUCUCGAAUGAAACUCAAGGGAGGGCUGCAUGGAGUUGAAAAUAUAGUUAUAUAAACUUUAUAUAUGAUACUGGACGCUGUCUAUAUAGCUAAUAUACUUUAAUAUAGGUGUACUAGUUAAUUUCUUUAUCUUACUUUUUUUCAUUCG